Molecule: messenger RNA, 9920 nt
Organism: Sinocyclocheilus grahami
Lineage: Eukaryota; Metazoa; Chordata; Actinopteri; Cypriniformes; Cyprinidae
Product: voltage-dependent N-type calcium channel subunit alpha-1B-like
Exons: 45
Coding region: 460-6897 (2145 amino acids)
Biological process (GO): calcium ion import across plasma membrane; chemical synaptic transmission
Cellular component (GO): neuronal cell body; membrane; voltage-gated calcium channel complex
Molecular function (GO): high voltage-gated calcium channel activity; calcium ion binding
Source: RefSeq, a predicted model, not a curated record
GUGCAGUUGUUGUGUGCAAAGCAAAUCAUUGCUGAAGAGAAAAAACGUUUGUACGUGCAUAUGGAAUACCUUUAUUCGCGCUUUUGAUUCCACCAGCUCGUUUUUUCCGUCUAGCGUGACGCGUAAGUGAUGGUGCACAUUUUGGUUUCGUGACCUGUCAGCUGGAUCAGAUUGUGUUGGGUGGAUGUGGCACGAAUUGGAAGGUUACACAUUUUCCAUUGUUUGAAAUGCACUCAACGGGAAUGACAUUUCUAUGACAAGUUUCUCUUUUGUGCAAUUUUCUGAGCAAUGGAGUGAGGCGAGGGCGCACGGGGAGCUGGUUAAAAGGGACUUGUAUAUUUGUAUUUCACUUCACAUAGACUGAUGGAGACUCUAAGUGGUAACAGAUGUCUGUACUGUAAUGUGCACUCUUCAUCUUCUAUUUAAUGCCAGUUUGGAUUUUACCUGUUGGAUAUCUGCAUGUCUAGGAUGGCUCGCUUUGGAGACGAUCUGCCCACCCGCUAUGGAGGGACAGCGGGCGCUGGGAGAGGGGGAGCCCGGGCAGGAGGUCCCUCGGGCGGUCAAAGAAUGUACAAACAGUCGAUGGCUCAGAGAGCCAGGACAAUGGCUUUAUAUAAUCCUAAACAAACCAAACAGAACUGCUUCACUGUCAACCGCUCUUUGUUCAUCUUCAGUGAGGACAAUGCCAUCAGGAAAUACGCCAAAAGAAUAACCGAAUGGCCUCCAUUUGAGUACCUGAUCCUCACUACCAUCAUCGCCAACUGCAUCGUACUGGCCCUCGAACAGCAUCUCCCUGCCAUGGACAAGACCCCCAUGUCUGAACGCCUGGACGACACAGAGCCCUACUUUAUCGGAAUAUUCUGUUUUGAGGCCGGCAUUAAGAUCAUCGCCUUGGGCUUUGUGUUUCACAAAGACUCUUACCUACGCAACGGCUGGAACGUAAUGGACUUUGUGGUUGUUCUGACAGGGAUUUUAACCACAUUGGGUUCCCAGUUUGACUUAAGGACGUUGCGGGCCGUCAGAGUGCUGAGACCCCUCAAACUGGUGUCUGGAAUCCCAAGUCUUCAAGUAGUAUUAAAGUCCAUUAUGAAGGCCAUGGUUCCCCUUCUUCAGAUUGGACUGCUGCUCUUCUUUGCCAUUGUUAUGUUUGCCAUCAUCGGCGUCGAGUUCUACAUGGGCAAAUUCCACUUCACCUGCUUUAAAGUGGAUACAGGUGAAAAAGUUGGUGAUUACCCAUGUGGAACAGAACGUCCCGCAAGAGUGUGUCCCAAUGGAACAGUAUGCAAGGAGUACUGGACAGGACCCAACUUCGGCAUCACAAAUUUCGAUAACAUACUCUUUGCCAUCCUCACAGUCUUCCAGUGCAUCACCAUGGAAGGAUGGACUGAUGUACUAUACCAUGCCAAUGAUGCCUCGGGAAACACCUGGAACUGGCUGUACUUCAUCCCUCUCAUCAUCAUCGGCUCCUUCUUCAUGCUUAACCUCGUCCUGGGUGUCUUAUCAGGGGAGUUUGCCAAAGAAAGAGAGCGAGUGGAGAAGAGGCAGGAGUUCUUGAAGCUCCGCAGACAGCAGCAGAUUGAGAGAGAGCUCACCGGAUACCUGGAGUGGAUAUGCAAAGCAGAGGAGGUGUUGCUGGCAGAGGAAGAUCAGAAUGCUGAGGAGAAAUCCUCCCUGGAUGGUGCGUGGUACAGGUGGAAACCGAACAACCCAGUCCUGAAAAGAGCGAAGAGCAGAAAGGGUAGAAAUGACCUCAUCAGUGCUGAAGAGGGAGAGGAACAUUUCACAGACAUCUCCUCUGUUGCUCCACCUGGAUCACCUUUCGCCCGAGCUAGCCUGAAAAGCAGUAAGAACGAUAGCUCUUCAUAUUUCCGUCGAAAAGAAAAGAGGAUACGCUUUUUCAUUCGGCGGAUGGUGAAGGCACAAAGUUUCUACUGGAUCGUUCUGUGUUUGGUGGGAUUGAACACAAUGUGUGUGGCCAUUGUCCAUUACGACCAGCCUGAGUGGCUCACCAAGGCCCUGUACCUGGCAGAGUUUGUAUUCCUGGGUCUGUUUCUGACAGAGAUGACUCUGAAGAUGUAUGGCCUGGGGCCCAGAAACUACUUUCACUCCUCGUUCAACUGUUUUGACUUUGGGGUAAUUGUGGGAAGUAUAUUUGAAGUGGUGUGGGCAGCGAUCCAGCCUGGUGCAUCUUUUGGGAUCAGUGUUUUGAGAGCCCUGCGCCUGCUCCGUAUUUUUAAAGUAACCAAGUAUUGGAACUCUUUGCGGAAUCUUGUGGUUUCACUGUUGAACUCCAUGAAGUCCAUCAUUAGCUUGCUCUUCCUCCUCUUCCUCUUCAUCGUAGUGUUUGCCCUGCUAGGCAUGCAACUCUUCGGGGGCCAGUUUAAUUUUGAAGAUGAAACUCCCACUACAAACUUUGACAGCUUCCCUGCAGCCAUAAUGACAGUCUUCCAGAUUUUGACAGGAGAAGACUGGAAUGCAGUGAUGUAUCAUGGGAUAGAGUCCCAGGGUGGUGUCCGGGGUGGAAUGUUCUCUUCGGUCUAUUUCAUUGUUCUUACACUGUUUGGAAACUACACACUUCUCAAUGUAUUCUUGGCCAUCGCUGUGGAUAACCUUGCCAAUGCACAGGAGCUGACAAAGGAUGAAGAGCAACAAGAGGAGGCAGCGAAGAAGAGCAUGGCUCUUCAGAAGGCCAUGGAGGUGAAGGAGGUCAGCCCAAUGUCUGCUGCCAACAUCUCAAUAGCAGCUUUUGUAAAGCAAAAUCGAGAUGCAAUCUCUCGCAGGUCUUCAGUCUGCAGCGUGAAUAUUCUCCCGUCCCUCAGUAAAGAGCAGCAGAGGUCACUGCAGAAGUUGUCCAUAUGGGAGCAACGCACCACCCAGCUGCGUAGACACAACCUGCGCAACAGCAGCGAGGCCCUUUACAAUGAACUAGAGCCUGAAGAGCGUCUACGCGUGUCUUCAGCGCUCCAUCUGCGGCCCGACAUGAAGACCCACCAUGAUCGUCCACUUGUAGUUGAACACAGAGACGGCACAGGGGACAAUUCCAGGACUGACACAGAUGGAGACACUCCAGACUGUCAGCUGUCCUCUAGCAACCCAAGGAAGCACCAUCGAUGUCGAGGAGAGAACGGAGAUGCUGGAGAGGGGAGGCACCAUAGAAACCACAGCCGAAACGGAGAGCAUCAGGACACCCUGGAGCACAGCAGCAAUCAGGAUGGAGGACACAGGAACCACCACACGGCUGGUUCUCUUGAGGAGGGCAUAGGGUUGGAGGAGAGAGAACACAGACACCACCAUUCUCGCCGAUCCAGGGAGGUCAACGGGAAUGGCAACGGCACGAUUGGUAAUGGAGGCAGAGGCGAGGGUAGGAUACGAGGUCACAGAGAGGGCGAAGGAGAGAAUGGAGAAAGGAGGAGACUCUGGCCACUUGUUAAAGCCCAGUCCACACUGAAUGGAGAAGAAUGCAGGGAGAACGGUGGGAAACACAGGGGCAGACCAACAGGAACAGACAGCCUAGCCACCAGCCCUCUCCAGUCUCCUACUGAAGAGAAGCCAGAAGACAAAGAUAAUCUAAAAAACAGCACCAGAGUGGGCCCAACCGGAGUCAACAUUCCUGUCACCAUAACUGCCCCACUAGGAGAGACUACAAUGAUCGAUCUUGGGCUGCUGUUGCAUCCUGGGUCUUACUUCAGGGAUCCGUGGAACAUACUGGACUUCAUUGUAGUCACCGGUGCUCUGGUGGCCUUCGCCUGCUCGAGCUUCAUGGGAUCGCAGCAAAGCGUGACCAGAGGAACUAAAGGCAAGGACAUCAACACUAUCAAGUCCCUGAGGGUCCUUCGAGUCCUGAGGCCUUUGAAGACCAUUAAACGUUUGCCUAAACUCAAGUCCGUGUUUGAUUGCGUGGUGAACUCUCUGAAGAAUGUGCUCAACAUCCUCAUCGUUUACGUCCUCUUCAUGUUCAUCUUUGCGGUUAUUGCUGUGCAGCUUUUCAAGGGGAAGUUUUUUCACUGCACCGAUGAGUCCAAAGCCCUGGAGAAGGACUGCAGGGGUCAGUUCCUGGAGUACGGCAGUGAUGGAGGGGCCAUGACACAGCCACGCGAGUGGAAAAAGUAUGAUUUCCAUUAUGACAACGUCCUGUGGGCCUUUCUGACCCUGUUCACUGUCUCUACAGGAGAGGGCUGGCCAACAGUCCUGAAACACUCUGUUGAUGCCACAUUUGAAGACCAGGGUCCCAGUCCGGGUUACCGCAUGGAAACCUCCAUCUUCUACGUGGUCUACUUCAUCGUCUUCCCCUUCUUCUUUGUCAACAUCUUUGUGGCUUUGAUCAUCAUCACAUUCCAGGAGCAGGGAGAUAAGGCCAUGUCAGAUUGCAGCUUGGAAAAGAACGAGGAUAAGAGGAUUAAUCUGAGUUUCCUGAGACUCUUCCGGGCCGCUCGUCUCAUUAAACUCCUCCGUCAGGGCUACACCAUUCGCAUCCUGCUCUGGACCUUCGUUCAGUCCUUUAAGGCUCUACCGUAUGUGUGUCUCCUCAUUGCAAUGCUCUUCUUCAUAUACGCCAUCAUCGGGAUGCAGUUUGGACUUUCUCCGUAUGUGUGUCUCCUCAUUGCAAUGCUCUUCUUCAUAUACGCCAUCAUCGGGAUGCAGGUGUUUGGUAACAUCAUGUUGUCUGAGGAGUCAGCUAUCAACAUUCACAAUAACUUCCAAACCUUUUUUCAGGCCCUCAUGUUGUUGUUCAGGAGUGCUACAGGGGAGGCUUGGCAUGAAAUUAUGCUGUCUUGUCUGAGCGACAGGCCAUGUGACCGUGACUCUGGCUAUACUGGAAAAGAGUGCGGCAGUGAUUUCGCUUACUUCUACUUUGUCUCUUUCAUCUUCCUUUGUUCCUUCCUGAUGCUGAAUCUGUUCGUCGCCGUCAUCAUGGAUAACUUUGAGUACCUGACACGUGACGCUUCUAUUCUCGGGCCUCAUCACCUCGACGAGUUCAUCCGUGUCUGGGCUGAGUACGACCCUGCUGCCUGUGGACGCAUAUCCUACCUCGAUAUGUAUGAGAUGCUUCGCCACAUGUCCCCUCCGCUAGGUUUGGGAAAGAAAUGUCCUCCACGAAUCGCCUAUAAGCGGUUGGUGAGGAUGAACAUGCCCAUAGCUGAAGACAGUACGGUUCACUUUACCUCCACUUUAAUGGCUCUCAUCCGGACCGCCCUGGAGAUUAAACUGGCAUCAGGAGUUCUGGCUCAGCGGCUAUGUGAUGCUGAAUUAAGGAAGGAAAUAAAUAAAAUUUGGAGUAACUUGUCUUCGAAAACAGUAGACCUGCUGGUGACACCUCAUAAACAUAAUGAACUGACUGUAGGGAAGGUCUAUGCUGCUCUGAUGAUUUUCGACUACUAUAAGCAGAACCGAGCCAAAAGACUCCAACAGCAGCAGGCUGCACCAGGCACACAGAGUAAAGUUGGUGUUCUCUUCAGACCAAUGCUUCCUCUCACACACUUGCACAAUCAGGAGCCACUAGUGCUGAAAGCCCCGCCCUCUUCUCAAUCAGAUACCGCACCACAGCCAGAUGCCCCGCCCACAUCCUUUCACCUGACCAAUGGGGAUGCAGUACAAAGCCAGAGCAGUGCCAUGAAAAAGUCUCCAUCGGGAGGUAUCCCUCAGGAAGUCACACAGGAAGUGAACAGAAGGCCUGUCCAAUGGGGCCAAUCGGAAGAUGUGCCAAACACAUACAGAUCUCAGGAAUUAGUUGAGAUGACUGACAUGGAGAAUGACUCUGAUGUGGGCGGGUAUCCUGUGCUGGAGGGUCACGGCAGAGCUGCCUCCAUGCCCAGACUCAAUGCUGGCUUUCAGCGGAGCCACUUACGCCACACCGCCGGAACGUAUCUAGCACCUAUCGCAGACGUGAGUCCCAUGCGGCGGUCUAUGUCCUCGUUGACACCACAGAGAGGGGUGCGAGAGGUUAAUCUGAGCGAUUAUGACCUGGAGAGGCCCAAGAUGGCCCCGGGCCAGACCCUCGCUCAGGAGAGAGAGAGGGAGCGAGCCCAUCAUCAUCAUCACCAUCAUCAUCACCGCUGCCAGCGGCGCAAAGACAAGAAGCACAAAUCGUUGGAUCGAGCCAUCAGCGAGGAGCAGCCACCGCCUGCAGCAGAUCCAAACACUGAGUCACCGCCUAGGGAACGAUCACGGGAGCGAGACCGUGGCCGCUCCCACGAGAGGAAGCACCAUUCAUCCUCAGCGGCGGAAAGGAAGCAGCGAUACUACUCUUGUGAUCGCUACGGCAGCCAUGAACAAGGCCACAGUGUGUCCACCGGGCCCAGCAGAUCCACAUCGCCAGGAGAACCCCAUGACCCAAACAGGCUUAAGCAGGGAAUUAACACAGCUAAAGGAAGUUCAGUCAUUCAUACCUCAGGCACCAGCAUACCCUGCCGCGGGCGUAGACAGCUCCCUCAGACGCCCCUUACGCCUCGGCCUGCUGUUGCCUACAAGACUGCCAACUCCUCUCCGGUCCAGCUCAACACUGCCCAGUCUACAGGGCCCUGCCCCACUCGCCUUAGUCGUGGCCUGUCAGAGCACGAUGCCCUACUCAGCGGUUGCACCCACCGCCAAUCUCCCGUGCCUGUCACUCGUAUCGGCUCUGACCCCAACUUGGGUCCCCUCCAGCAAGACUCAAACUUGUCUGAAGCGGACGACUUCCACGAUGCCUUGAGCACGUACGGCAUGGGCCGCUGCCCCAGGACUGCAGCCUCCAUCGCCCACACAUCAUCAGGUGCGGCCCCCACUUCCACACUGCUCUCGCGCAGCCAGAGCGGAGUCCCCAACGGGUAUCACUACUCCCUCGGAGUGAACGCGGCGCCUGGUUCAAGCGGCAGAGCAUCUGGAAGCUAUCAGGAAACUGAGAGAAAUGACUGGUGUUAGCAUGAUUCAAUCUAGCAUGAGUUUUAACGUCUUUGCCCCGGGGGAGGAGGAAGCCGUGUUUUGGAGGGAAACAAGAGUUACGUCCGCAGUUUACACUAUUUACAACUGUUUACCAUCAGCUUGAGCCUAUAUGGUUUUAUAAAGAUGUUCUUCUCCUGUUUAGAAAGUAUCAGACAUCCUUGUGACUUGUUUACGAAAGUUGUGGCAAGAUGGAAAGCGCUUGGAGGUCUUGAUAGUUUUCAAACUGAAUAGUUUAGCCUCAAGCGACACUCCCCACCACGUUUAAUUUCAUUAGGGCUGAUUCCACAAGGGUCACAUGCAAGGAGAUGAUCCAAUCUCCUGUGCCUGUGAUCAAGACCUCAGACCUCAGAGAGGAAGAAGCCCAAAAACACAGGCUAUGGUGAAAACAGUUGUGUGGAAAAAGUGAGACAUUUAGUUGUUGAGAUUUGAGAGGUUCUUUAGACUCUUUGCACAGGACACAAUGACUGAAAAGUUAUUUCUAGGGAUUUUGGCAGUGUGUCCACCAAAAAAAUUUUUUUGUUGUUGUUCCUAAAGCCAGUGUAUAUUUGUAAUUGUUUGCAAUUGGAGCACCACAUACUAGUGUGACGUGGUCGCAAGCGUCUGUUCCAUGCUGAGCAUUUCACUGCUGUUUUUUGUGGUUGUUGAGAGUUGAACAGUGUUCAUCUUUGGGUAAAAUGUCACACUCGUCACUGCCACUUUUUACCUAACCGUCCAUUUGCAUUGGAGGAGGGGUGGGACAAAUACCACACUGAUCAACCAUCACAUUCUACUUGUACAAUGAUUGAAUAACCAUCGUCUGACACCUUCAGAUUGCAACAUUAAUGUGAAAAAAAAUAAUGCUUGAAGGAACAUUUAGUUCGUCAUGGGUCUACCAGGGAAACAGCUAAACGCUGUCCUCCAAAGCGGCUGGCAUAUUUGUUGGCUAAAAACACUUUGGUGGACACACAACCUAAAGGUUUGCGCUGCUGAAAUUCUACUUCUUUCUCUAGCAUGAGUGGAAUAGUUGGUCUGCUCCCACCUACUGAAAAAAGGCCAAAUUGAACGCACUUUUCUACCAGACUGCAGUAGAUUGAAUAUCUUUUCACAGUGUUCCAUUUUGUACGUUGUAAAUGAUCUGAGUGUAGCUGGACAUUAUGUAAGGUCUAAUCAUUUUCUUACUCUCUAGAGGUAAGAUACCAAGUGCCUAAACUUUGAGAUUUUAUCGCCACAUUGGUGCGUGAUGCAUUAUGAAGCAUUUGGUGUAAGAGAGGCAAUGAAGACUGAAAGGUUGUAUUUGUUGGUUGCUGUUGAUGUCAGUGUUGUUUCCAGAGGGCAUAUUAUGAGCUCAGACCUUUCUCUUUCAGUAAUUGAUUAAAAGAGGAAGAAGUUGAGACAGAUUGAAGCACUUAGUCAACUUUCUCUUGUAUCUGUUAUUCACCACACAAAAUGAUUCAGAGCUACCAAUGUGAAAUAAAGAAUAUGUUGUUUUCUCUCAAUUAGUGAGAUACUGUAAUGUUUUGGAUGAUAGUUAACAAAUCAAGGUUAAUUUAUUCAGAAUAUGUAUUUUACUCUGUUUCUGCCCAUGUUUUUAGUUUGUCGAUAGUAUCUUUUCUAUCUGAAGGGUUUAUUACAUGUUGGUAUUUUUAGGGUGAGCGCAACAGUGGCUGUCUGCUUUUUCAGCAGCCUUGGUUAAGGAAGUAUUUUAUUUUCAUUGUCUUCAUGGGAAUUUCAAGCAAAAAUGUAAUUGAAGCAAAACAGUAUACGAAAAUUUGGGGGAACUAACUUUCUGAUUUACAGUGUAAAGCUACUGGGAGAAAAUAAAUAAAUAAAUGGAACAUCUUAUGCGAUUUUCAUGAUUGGAAAAUCUCUUUACAGGAUUAUGAGUGGUACAGUUGUUCUUUACAGGAAUUUUUGCUUAAGAAUCUCAACACUUAUAAUGAGUAAUUCCAAAGUUACAUAGGACUUCUCUAUGGAGAAAAUGAAUGGAAUUUUUACCUGUGGAACCUGACUGUUGUGCUCUUAAAUAUCUAAGUGCAGGGAAAUGUUGACUGCUGAAGUACAGUAGGGCUAUGCAACAAAAUGACAUUUUAGAACUGCUCCUCAUCCUGUAGCUUUACCUGCACUCAACCCAAUCUAGCUUUAGCACCAAUGGGACCAAUUCACCACUUCACAGAGAUCUUUAUAUAUAUAUACAGGAUGUGUAGCUCACCUAAAAAUGCCAGAUUUUAAUGCAGAUGCAUUGACGAUUGUGCUUGAUAUUGAUGUGCCCUCUGAAAGUACAACAAUUAAUAUAGUGGUAUUUGUACUGGUUGCACACUGGGGAAUUGAUGUUGUGUUACGCAACUUGUCGCUAAAAGGAUGGUUAAUGUAAAGACUUGAUUUCUUAAUUUUUUUACAGUAUGUGAUGUCCUAGUGAACUGCCUAUGGCCACCAUUUCCGUUUUGGGAUGGAGAUGAGUGUUGUGAACCCAAUAGAUCUUCGACUUCCCUUUAUUUAGACAUCACCUUUCCUCUUUAAAAAUAAGGAAAAACCGAAAAAAAGAAAUACAAAUAAAUAAAUAUAUAUAAAUGCCAGGUGCCAAAUUUAUUACAGCACUAGUUUGUCUCUGUGUGCUGUAUACUUUGUCCAACUGACCUGUGGCUAAUCUAUUUGGAUGAUGUCAUGUUUGCAUGUUAUGAUGGCAUAUGUGCAUGUAGGAAAUUGUACACCUUCAUCCAUGUUUUUCUAUGAGGAGUAAAUUAAUUGGCUGUUGAUGUUUUUUUUUUUAAAGAAACAAUCUUUGAUACACUUACUUAGCCCUGGGUUUCUGGGAGAAAAUUAGAAGACACUUCUCUUCUCAGUUUGUUGUAAAAGAGUUGUUGAAAUCAAUAGAGUGAUGCAUGCACAGAGAAAACUGCCUCACUCCUGUGAUCUGAUGAUCGUUCUAUAAUGCCAUAUAUUUCAGCCCAUCGACUCUUGACAGUCUUAUCAUUUCUACCAUUUGCAUUUUGUAUGAAAAAGCAUCACUGAACUGAGAGAUAUAU